AUGAAAAUUUGUGUACCUCCCAGCGCCACAGGAUCUUUAUUCGAGCUUUCGCGCAAGCUGCAAGGCAGUAGGGAGAGCGUAUAUGAUAGUGAAGCAUCACUGUUCAACACUGAUGUUAUGCUGUCGAUGAUGAUGAUGAGGGAGAGUGUACAGCGAACCGGGGGUGAGAUGGCUCAGUGGUCAAAGCGCAAAUUCACUGACAGGAAGGUCCGUGCCUCAAACACGACCUCUGCAUCGCGCCCUUGGGAUCCGUUGCGUGCCAUUUCUUGUGGGGUUUUCAACCGCCUACCGGAAGCGCACAAUGAACGGGUCAAUACCAAGCUAGAGCUGCGUUAA
Messenger RNA from Opisthorchis viverrini, 336 nucleotides. RefSeq lists its product as hypothetical. The transcript is spliced from 2 exons. The record is from RefSeq and is a predicted model, not a curated record. Lineage: Eukaryota; Metazoa; Platyhelminthes; Trematoda; Opisthorchiida; Opisthorchiidae. The coding region runs from base 1 to 336 and encodes 111 amino acids.